Spizellomyces punctatus DAOM BR117 is the source of this 486-nucleotide messenger RNA. RefSeq lists its product as uncharacterized. The transcript has 4 exons. The coding region runs from base 1 to 486 and encodes 161 amino acids. NCBI's taxonomy places the organism in Eukaryota, Fungi, Chytridiomycota, Chytridiomycetes, Spizellomycetales, Spizellomycetaceae. The record is from RefSeq and is a predicted model, not a curated record.
AUGGACAAGAUUAAGGAGAAACUCGAAAAGCUCCGCAUCGAGUCGGAGUCCCAUCACUCACGAGCUGAAAAGGCGGAAGCCGAAGUCAGGCAGCUCAAGGAAGAACUUGCAAAGCGGGAAACCGAAGUGCAGAGUCUCAACAACAAAGUCACCCUUCUUCAAGAGAACUUGGAUCGUACUGAGAAGCGAGUCGAGGAGGUUAAACUCAAGAAGGUGGAAGGCGACAAGGAGGAAUCCCAAGUGGAAACCCUCCAACGUAAGGUCCAAAUGCUGGAGCAGCAAUUGGAAGACAAGGGACGAGACUUGCGAGAUGCUACCGAAAAAUCCCGUGGCUUGGAACUCAGUGUAGAACAGGCUGAACGCAAAGCAAAACAACUUGAUGCCGAAAAGUCCGACCUCGAAAAGCGACUGGAUGACAUGACCCAAAAAUACAAUGUCGUUAAGCAGGAGCUUGACUCGACGUUGAAAGGUCUGGAGGAUUUGUAG